AUGGAGCCUGAAGUAUCAAUUAACCCAAAUGAUAGUCAAAUAAAAGACCACAUCACCGUUGUCAACUAUAUGAGUAGAGCAAUAGUGGUGUUUAUGAAAUCAGGCUCACAACCCGUACAAAUCGAUAAUACGAAAUACCUCACUACCAUCUUCCCAGGUGGCACUAAACAAAGUAUCGCAAAGCGUAUUGCUGAUGGUCAACCGAUUUCUACAAACCUCCUCGUCACAGGUGAAAUCGGAUACCUCUUUAUAUUUGUAGCGGUCAAUGAAGAGGGUAAAGUACCGAGAUAUAUGCAAUUGGUCGACAGAAGAGUAGUAGUUGGAUCAAGAUUCAAUGUUCUAACAAAACAUUAUUAUGCAGCCAUACAGACCGAUACUCGUCAGUUUGAUGAACACUUUCAACUGAUCAGAAAUGAUGUUCAACCAGCACCACUCUUUUAUGAAUUGUCUUACCCAAGCCCCACCGAUCAAGAAGAACAACAAGAAGACUAUGAAGAUAUAAAAUAA
Cavenderia fasciculata is the source of this 507-nucleotide messenger RNA. RefSeq lists its product as uncharacterized. NCBI's taxonomy places the organism in Eukaryota, Evosea, Eumycetozoa, Acytosteliales, Cavenderiaceae. The transcript has a single exon. The record is from RefSeq and is a predicted model, not a curated record. The coding region runs from base 1 to 507 and encodes 168 amino acids.